AUGGUACCAUGCGCUCAAGGUCGCGUGAUUGUAGAGACAGCGAGACCGGCUCCGCCGUUUUUCGCCACAUGCACCAGAUACCGUAGAGCGGUGACCAGUACGCCGAGCGACAUAGCGGCGAGCGUCGCGGGAACGACGUCGUCGAGUGUCACGCAACUGGACCAGCAGUCGACGUCUUCCAGCGGCAAAGGUGCCAUCGGCAAGAACCCGGCGAUUCCACCGUACAUUUCCGCAGCCAGGCCGGAGGACCUCGGCGUCACACCCUGGUACUUGGAGGAUUACCCUACCAUAGACUCCUCGCCAGGGCCUACGGGCGAUCGGAGCUCGUAUCCCUCCUACUUGUACACCGACGCGGAAGUCAACAGCAAGCCAGACAUGAUCUCCACCAGAAACAGCAGCCUCGACAGCGAGCUUCCGCGUCCGCCUUCUUCCAUCACCGCUAUCCCCAGAAAGGCCUACAUGGAUCUGAGAGAGGCCAUCGCUUUGCUGGACGAAACUUGCCCCAAUCAGGAAGUCAGUCCGUCCCUGACACCGAGAACUCCGUUGACGCCGCACCCGAGAAACAAGAGAGCACGAUCAAAGAGCAGCGACAACUCCUCCAAUUACAGCAACGACCGUCUCAGCGAUCGAUCGUUCGAGAACGCGCGUACCCAAGACAAAGAUAAAAAACGACCGUUUCUGAAGAAGAUCGGUAUAUCGAAAACGGAGGACAAGCCCUUCUUAGCGAAGAUAGCGCCAAGGAUAAUAGGCAAGCCGUACUUGGAGAAAAUCGGGCCCAGCAGAGCCGUCGAGAGGCCUUUCUUGGAGAAAAUCGGUUCGUCGAAAACUUUGGACAAGUUCAUUUUCGACAUUCCGCGUUACAAGCAGAAGAACGCGGUCAAAAACGAACCGUGCAAAGACGAACCAACGAACAAGAUCCCCGAGGCGAAGAAACCGGAAGAACGCAGGGCUCUGACGACCGUUGAAUCGUUCGCGGCCGAGAGGAGACGUUCCGGCAAGGGUCAUCUCCUCAAGAUGUAUUCGUUCGAGACGGAAGAUUUGGAAUCGAGCGUGCAAACGAAAGAUAAUCGAGAUCCGCUGCGCGGGGCCUCUUUGGACGACGUGUUGGAUUCGGGCCCGUGCUCUUUACCGUUGGAAACCAUCGCGGACGAAACAUCGAAGCCAGAAACGAAAGAACGAUUCGCGAACGGUGCCGAAUUGCUCAAGUGUCGCGUCACGACCAGCGAAGAGAUUAUAUUUUCCAACGCCAGCAGCUUCGGCUCGGACAAGGAACCAAACAGUUGGGGCAAUUCGCCCAAGAAAAAGUGGUACUUGACGAAAGGUGCGACCACACCAACGACACCGACUCGACGUAAAGUUGUUCAGACCUCUCAAGAUAAAAAACCAAGCGUCGACAGCAUUGCCAAUUCCCCAACGAAACGUCCAAUUUCUACCGUCUUACCGGAUCGUUCGGACGAUUCGCAGCUCGACUCUCCGGAGAAGAAUGUUUAUUCACCGACGAAAACGAGGAGACAAACCUACGAGGAUAUAUUGGAGAGAAACGGAAAGGACGCGGACAUAGCGGAUAAAUCGACGAAACAGGCGCAAUUCGAGAGACGAGGUAUCUCGUCGGACAACCUUCUGUCGAAAGAUCGUUCUCUCGCAUGUUUCGGUUACCACGACAAAGAUCGGAUCGACGGUACGAGGGAGGCGUCGUCCGUCGAUUCCUUGGCUCACCGCGGAGCUCAGGGUUACACCAAAGAGACGUUUAAGCAGCUCCAGGAUAUAUUUAAACACCACGAGGUACCCGUGGAAACGUACGCGGAUUUCAAGAAGCGUACACGAGGUUGCGUUCAAAGCGCGAUCGCCAGGCAACAAGAGCUAUCGAGGGUGAGUGCUCGCAACGAAGACUCCGAUGAUAGGAAGACGAACGAAACGACACGAGCGAUUUCAGCGACGGUUGAAACGGAAUCGUUGGUCGACAAGAAGAGCGAACCCGUCCGUGGAGGCACGGUAAGAUCCGUGCUCAAGAAGCAGCAAGGUGUCGAUCAUCACAGCGAUCAGGAAUUGGAUUCGAACGCGUCCAUAAGACGUCUUAAAAGACGAAUCUUCCACGAACCCUCUCAGGAGACCAUGGACCUGUUGACGGAGUUGCGAAAGGUGAAAAGUCAAUUGAGAACUCCGUCGUGGGAGAAGGACCUCGAACUGGAGGCGAAACCUGCCCGACACCCGAAACGUAUUUUGUUAACCGAUAAGGAGUUCUGUCUCUCCGUCGAGCGGGAAAAUAGCAUUCGUCGUCCGUCCAGAGUACUCGAUUCGUUGGAAAAGACGGAAGAGGGAUGUUUAGACGGAAAGCAAGAGAACGAGAAGAAGACGAAAGCGAAUGGGUCCGACAAGAAGGUUCCCGGGCCAGCUCUGUUCGAGAAGAAAUGUCUCUCGUUGGACUUUGUGGACGAGGAGAAACCUCACAGGCCGGAGGCUAGGGCCAUCUCGCUGGCCUCUGCUAGAAAUUUGGAGAAGGCUGGAGAAAUGGUAGAUUACGCAGAUUUCGCGUUGAUUUGCGACUCGAAGAGCUACUCGUCGGACGUGUUCAACACUCCUUCCAAGGAGACCAACGAAAAGGAGCGCAACGACGAUCCAGAGAAAGAUAUCCCGAAACAGAUGAAUCAGAAUCACUGCACGGAAGUUGACAUUACCAUUCCCAUAGAUCAAAAGGUGACCUGUUCGAAAGGUAACGUUCACGUUCAAAGUAGAACGAGCGAUGUCUACGAGAUAAUAUCCCCGAGAACGCCUUUCCGAGUGAAAAAGCGACUCGGAAAGAUUUCCGUCGAGGACAUUGUCAAGCCGGAGACUUUCACCCUAGGUUCUAAGGUCGACUGCCGAUCAGCCGUUACGCAGAAACGGACCAAGUGCUUCCCUUUAUAACGCACGUCGACCUGCCCGUGGGCGAAACGCUCUCCGUGACGCGACGUCAAUCCGUAUUCGUUCCGAAACAAAAUUCCACGCGAAAUUAACGACAAAAUUUCUCGUCCAUGUUGGUGUUAACUCUUUCGACGAGGGUGUCGCCUGAAACGAACAAUCGGAAGUAAAAUUGGAAGAAAUCGUAGGUAUACGCGAUACGUCGAAAGAUUUUCGGUCAGAACGUAAAUAUAAAAGGACGGAAAUUUGGUCUUGGGGAUAAUCGCGGGCAUUCGUUUAAUUAAACAGACCGGACCGCCAAGGUUUCAUUUUCAAGAGAACAUGCAUUCGAGUCAAGCUUAUUUUCGAACGAACCGCGGUGAAUGAAACGACGCAACGGUAUGCGCAUAGUAUAAAAUAUUUUUACUCGAUUUACUUCUCUGUCACGUGAACAAUGAAAGCACGACCAAGGGUUCUUUCUUCUUUCCAACGUUAUCGAACAAAGAUAGGAAAAACGACCAGCGAAGCUCCCUUGAAUUUCGAUUUUGGAAGCUCUUCUCCAAGAUCGUCGUUGUUGCUUUUGAAAAGAGAAGAGAGGACAAGGUUUCGACAGAGUAGCUCGACGCGCGUUCUACUCGCAGGUAUAUUCUAAAACGUAUCCCGACCACUUUUUAAUCGACGUUACGCGAUAGGAAACGGCUCGAUGAACCUCGAUGGCCAUUUAACCCCUUGACGCGUGACUAGGACACCCGCGGUCCCAAACGAGACGAUAUCGUAUACGGCAAGGGGUUGAUAAAGUUCACGCGGUUCGUUUUCUCGCGCGACCUCUCCGUCGAGCAGUGCCUUGUUCGUGGAUAUAUUUAUUUAAAGGAGAUAAAGUGAAACAAAUGUCCUAUCAAAGAUAUUAUUAAAAUUCCGACCGAGGGCCGGAAUAUUCUGAAUGGGUCCACGGAGUUGCGCUUUCGACGAUACGACUGACGACGAUCUGGUCUUUGAAGAAGGCCGUUUCGUACGGUUUCGAACACCGUUCCCACGACCACGUCACACUCCAUCCCGCGAUCGCGAUCGUACAGACCAGAGACACGCAUUUUUACUCUUGUACGCUCCUCGGUUUACGCAGUCGAACUCUCUCGCGAUUUCCUUCGUCUGUCCCUCGAUUUCCCGACGACGCGCGACGGUCACUCUCGACUUUCCAAUUACGCGAGAAACUACGAAACCCUCGAACAUUUCUCCGGUUUAACGAGUUCUCGGCCUGGUGCAUCGAGGAAUGGAUCAAAGAGAUGAUCGUGAAAGAUAUAUACAUAUAUAUAUAUAUACAAGCUCACGAGAGUGCAACUCCCACGCUUGCCAAGCCUAUUCCCUGUACGGCGAAGCGCGUGACGUUUUAACGACACAAACGUUAAUAUACAUACAUAUAUAUAUAUAUAUAUUAAAGAUAACAGAUUGUUGCGUUCCUCUUAUAAUUUUUUUAGGGUUAGAUAGGAUCGACAACGCACUUAAUGGUUAAAAUAAUACGGAAAGUAAAGGUAAAUGUAGAUGCGUAUACAUAUAUAUAUAUAUAUAAUAUACAGAAUAUCUGGCAAGUUUCCGAGACAACUUUGCCGGUAGGUAUAUUCUAUGGAUGCAAAUAAGACGAGAACGUUACGUAAACCUACUUGUUACGACAACUUUACACAGAAUGUGGACAAUUUUCUAUCGAACAAAACACAAUUCCCCAACGCCAGAGCUUUUAAAAUACGGUAUCAUUUUCGUAAGCAUAUUUCUAUAAAAUACUUGAGCCGAUUCGUGACUCUAGAAGGCUUAGAAAGUUUGCACGGAAACUCGUUGGAUAUCCCGUAGAGAAAUAUAACAUGUAACAAAAAAGUACAUGCUAUCGUUACUCCGAUAAAAUAUUUGUACGUAUUCUAUGACUAUUAGAGACUAAAGCAAGUUGGUAUAUGUAAUAUAAUAUAUAUUAUAUUAUGUAUAUUUAUUUAUACGUAAAUACGCGUAUACUCGAUGACAAGUACGCAAGCGUGUGUGUACCUAAGUGUAUAGGUAUACCGUACGGAUCCUAUAAUUGACGAAAUGUGCCAAACAAAGAUACGAUUUAUUGUAUGUUAUCGAGUUACUUUUGUUGUAAGGUAUGCAUCGUGACCAAAGAGUACGAGGUGGAAUUUAUACAGCGUACUUUUUGAACACUUAUAUAAAAACGUAUUUGUACCGAGGGUUGAGACAGGUCUCUAACGGCCCGAAUCGAUCACGCGAAUCUUCGUAAACUUUUCAGUCUCCGUAGACGUCGAGUUGCUUUUGAUACCGAGAAGAAACGUCAAAUACAGAGAUAACUUUUCGAUGGAACAAAUCUUAACGCUUUAUCUAACCCUGGCCUGUUUAUAGGCUGUUUGAUUUCAAUGUCUACUCGGGAUGUUCGUUUUCCGAGGAAACAAUGUUUUUGCAACAUCGAUUCGAGGUGUUAUAGAUUUCUAAAAACGCUCUAUGUAUGCGUGCACGUUCGACCGUGUUCACGCCUAGAUAUUUGUAUGCGUGUUGCACGUACACGCGACUUGUCCAUUGCGCAGGCGAAAUCGCGUGUGCAAAUUCGGUGCGUACAUUCGUGUAGGUAUAUAAAUAGACGUUAUUUAUGUGUAAUUUUACGCAUACACUAACCGACGAAACGCUAUCGAUAUCGCACGCGUGUUCGGAAAUGACAAUUUACGAAGGAUCACGAGGAAGAUCCGCUCGUCGACGUCGAGACUCGUUAGUUCAGUGAUCUGUUCCUGUCGAAAACUGACAAUUUUAUUUAUAACAGAAAGGAGACCAUCGCGUACAACCUUUCGUUUUAACACAGUGCCAAGUUGCGAAUUUACAAACAUAAACUUAAAAAAGAAAAGGUAGAUUUAAAAAAAAAGAAAAUUGUAAAGUAGAAAGAGUAUUUCGUGAUCCUUUACUUUGGAACUCCGUGGAACGCGUUGCGGUAUUCGGUCGGUGAAGUGCAAUCAAAAAUAUGGUGAGGCAGGGUUCGAAUUCUAAUCCGCAAGGUAAAUCGUCCACUCGUUCUUAACUUAAAAAGAAGAGAAAACAAAUGGAAGCAACCUCUUAUCGCUGCAGCCAUCCGUCCACCUUUUCGGCUGUCCAUGCUCGCCAUCUCGCAUACUCGUGAUAAAAGGAAGCGUUAUUCUCAUCUACCGAAUUAAUAUCGUGCAUUUGGAAGUGUUAAACUAUCUUUCUUUCUCGCUGGCGAGAUUUUAGUGGCCGAGUACGAAUCCCCUGACGUCCAUUCGUUACGGUAGCAAGCCGAUAUUUUAGAGUUUUAUUCCUUACUAGAGAAACAUAACUAUACAAGUUCCAUAUUCUUGUGGCGUUUUUCGAAUUUAAGAGGAUUUUAAAGAUUUUACUGGUCAAUCGAUCGUAAGACGUUUUACUGAAAGUUUUAUUUCACACAAACGGAAAGGGUACAGUCGAAUAAGGGGGUCAAAAGUAUUUUUUCAUUUCUUUAACGAUGGCGUACCGACGCUUUUCACCCCUCUUUGAUACCUUUUCUACUUAGUCGUUUAAGUUAUUAAUUUCAAUCAGCCGAUCGAAAUUCGAGAAGAAAUCGUUUUAAAGCAGCUGAGAUCUUUUAGUAACAGUCACGUAUAUUUGAACAAGUUUUAUGGGAAGACUACAAUCAAAAAAUGAAUGUAAAUAAGUCACCAAAAGCUUGAAAAGAGUACUCUCAAAUUAUAACUUAUAGCACGAACACGGAAAUUUUUGAAAAAUAAAAUGAAAGAUCAAAACGCGAAGCAAGGAGAGCACUCUUAUCACGAACAGUAUGACGGAAUAAAUUUCUAAAAUUAGGAGGUAAAAAGAGGCUCUCUUGUUUCUCAAUUUCUCAUUCAUAUUCUCUUUCGUCCGGAAAGUAUGAAGUGACCGCGAAUGUUGUUGAGAACGAGUUCCAAAUGCUGUCCAUUUAACGAGCUGAACUUAAGGCGAGCGAAUGAGCAACGUUUUGUAAAUUGUGUGAUAAGCGACUAAAAUAAAACACGAUGUGGUACGUUUUGUGUAACAUUGGUACAUUGUUGUAAAUAAUAAAUAGAUCGUAUGUUGUA
Molecule: messenger RNA, 6944 nt
Organism: Hylaeus anthracinus
Lineage: Eukaryota; Metazoa; Arthropoda; Insecta; Hymenoptera; Colletidae
Exons: 1
Coding region: 1-2904 (967 amino acids)
Source: RefSeq, a predicted model, not a curated record